AUGCAAAUUAAAACCAUGUUCUUGAGAAAGAUUUCUGGGAUAUUUCCAGCUGGAUUUGGACUUCGUCUUUCUCAGAAAUUUGUAUUCUUGUUAUUUUUAUCAGGAUUUAUCACACUUUGUUUCGGGACAUUGUUUCUCUUACCAGACACAUCAAAGUUUAAAAGGAUAUUUUUAUCAGGUACCCAGAGCCAGAGUGGUGAACGAAUACACAGCUAUGCUAAUAAGAAAAUGAACAAAAAAACUGUAGAUGAUCAAAAGUCUCUGAUUCGGAAUACAAAUCAGGAAAAGUGGAGAUCCAAAGAUGAGUUUGAUGUGAACGUGAAACCAUUGGGAUUUCUAGCUCACAAGUAUGAAAAACACAAAGAAGACAAUUCACUGAACAGAGAGCAUAUCGUAGCUGCCAAAGCCAAAAAUAAAGACAAUGAAAUAUCUCCAGCUCAAAGAAACCAUGCUGACUUUAUAUUUGAUUAUAACGCUUUCAAAAAAUCUCUUAAAUAUCCGCCACUCGGAAAUCAUCACAAACAGAAAGACCCAGAAACACGGGAAAGAAGAGAUAAAAUAAAAGAGAUGAUGAAGUUUGCGUGGGACAGCUACAAGAAAUAUGCUUGGGGGGAAAAUGAGCUGCGUCCUCUCACUAAAGAUGGACAUUUUGGAAGUUUGUUUGGUGGACUGAAAGGAGCUACCAUUGUGGAUGCUCUGGACACACUUUUUAUUAUGGAUUUGAAGGAAGAAUUUGAGCAUGCCGAAAAUUGGAUUGGAAGCAGCCUAGAUCUGAAUGUGAAUGGAGAGGCCUCUUUGUUUGAAGUUAACAUUCGUUACAUUGGAGGACUGCUCUCUGCUUACUACCUGUCAGGGAAAGAGGUUUUCAGAGAAAAAGCAAUAGGUCUUGGGAAGAAACUGUUACCAGCAUUUAGCACACCUACUGGGAUUCCACGUGGUAUUAUCAACCUUGGAAAUGGUUUGAACUGGAGCUGGGGAUGGGCCUCUGCAGGGAGCAGCAUUUUAGCAGAAUUUGGGACUUUACAUUUGGAAUUCUUGAAACUCAGUGAGCUGUCUGGAGAUCCAGUGUUUAUUGAGAAGGUGAACACCAUCAGGAAAACCUUGAAGAAAAUGGAAAAACCCACAUGGAUUGUAUCCUAAUUAUUUCAGCCCUGUCAGUGGCAGCUGGGUUCAGCAUCAUGUGUCUCUUGGAGGACUUGGUGACAGCUUCUAUGAAUACUUAAUCAAGUCUUGGCUGAUGUCAGCUAAACAAGAUAAUGAAGCAAAGGGCAUGUACUAUGAAGCUGUGGAGGCCAUUGAAGCACAUCUGAUCAGAAAAUCUCCGGGAGGACUGACAUAUAUUGCUGAGUGGAAAGGUGGAGUCCUGGACCACAAGAUGGGGCACCUGACUUGCUUUGCUGCAGGGAUGUUGGCACUAGGAGCAAAUGACGCACCACAGAACAAGAAAGAACAUUACAUGGAGUUAGCAGGAGAAAUUGCCAGCACAUGUCAUGAGUCUUAUGUACGUACAGAUACUAAACUUGGACCUGAAGUGUUUAGGUUUGAUACAGGGGCUGAAGCCACAUCAAGCAGGCUGAGUGAAAGAUAUUACUUGCUCCGUCCAGAAGUUGUAGAAAGUUACCUGUACCUUUGGAGGCUGACGCAUAAUCCUAAAUAUAGAGAAUGGGGCUGGGAGAUUGCACAGGCUUUGGACACUUACUGCAGAAUUGAAAAUGGAUUUUCAGGAAUAAGGGAUGUGUAUACUACCACUCCAAACCAUGAUAAUGUUCAGCAAAGCUUUUUCAUGUCAGAAACAUUAAAAUACCUCUACCUUCUGUUUUCAGAAGAUGAUCUGCUGUCAUUAGAAGACUGGGUAUUUAAUACCGAAGCACAUCCACUACCAAUAAGUCGUGUACAAUCUGUUUGA
Molecule: messenger RNA, 1906 nt
Organism: Staurois parvus
Lineage: Eukaryota; Metazoa; Chordata; Amphibia; Anura; Ranidae
Source: the annotation of a GenBank genome assembly